Molecule: messenger RNA, 1606 nt
Organism: Lolium perenne
Lineage: Eukaryota; Viridiplantae; Streptophyta; Magnoliopsida; Poales; Poaceae
Source: RefSeq, a predicted model, not a curated record
CUUCUCCACAGGACUCGAUCCCCCAACGGAAGCGCCACCGGCGCCGUCGCCUGCCGCCAUGCUCCGCCUGCGAAGCUGCGUCCUCACCCAUCUCCUCUCUUCUCACCCCGCCGCCUCCCCUCUCCACCGACUACACUCAGCGGCUGCCUCCCCAAGCUCCGCGUUCGCCGUCGAGCAGUACCUCGUCGACACCUGCGGCCUUACCCGAGCGCAAGCCCUCAAGGCCUCCACAAAGCUCUCCCACCUCAAGUCCCCCACCAAUCCCGACGCUGUCCUUGCCUACCUCGCCGGCCUCGGCCUCUCCAGCGCUGACAUCGCCGCCCUCGUCGACAAGGAUCCCGAGUUCCUCUGCGCCGGCGUGGAAAGAAACCUGGCACCCACCGUUGUCCAGCUCACCGGCCUCGGUCUGUCCCAUUCCCAGAUUGCCUGCCUCGUCUCGCUCGCCCCCGCCAAAAUCCGCCGCAGAUCCGUCGUUUCCAGGACGCACUACUACCUCUCCUUCUUCGGCUCCUCCGAGAGCUUCCUCCAGGCGAUCAAGCGCUGCCCUCGUCUCCUCUCGGCCGACCUUGAGAAUCCAGUGAAGCCCAAUGUCGCCUUUCUGCAGGGGUGCGGGCUAGGUGCUUGCGAUAUUUCCAACACGUGUCUCGCCAGGCCGAGCAUGCUCCUCACCAACCCGGAGCGUCUCAAGGCGAUGGUGGCCAAUGCGGAAAGUCUAGGUGUGCCACGUGGCUCUGGAAUGUUCAGGCUCCUGCUGCGUGGUGGCGGGCUUCCCGAGCAGCGCAGAAUGGAGAAUUUGAAGAACACCUUCAGGUGGUCGGAUGCUGAGCUCAUCACUGCCGUGUCCAAGAAUCCGAUGGUGCUCAAGAGGUCUAAGGAGACGCUGGAGAGCAGCUCAAAGUUGCUCAUCUCUGAGAUCGGGUUGGAACCGGCAUACAUUGCUCGUCGGCCGGCAAUGCUCAAUUACAGCCUGGAGGGCCGGGUCAGACCCCGGUACCACGUUUUGAAGUUUCUUAAGGGAAACGGAUUGCUAGAUCGUGACCGGGACUACUAUUCUGCAUUCAAGGUGACCGAGAAGGUAUUCGUGGACAAGUACAUAUGCCCUCACAAUGAAGUUGCGCCGCACCUUGUUGAAGACUAUGCCGCCGCUUGCAGAGGGCAAGUGCCAACGAAUUUCAGAUUUGCUUGAACCAAGGACAGGCUACGAGAAUUGGUUUUAAGCACACACAUUGGAUCUAAGAAAUUGUGAGACCAGACCAUUCUCCAACACAUUAAAUUUUCUACCUUCAGUUUAGUGCAUUGAGACAAUAAGCCAAGUGUCUAUGGCAAGAAUAAGCGUUGGUGUACAGACAAAUCCUUCAGUUUCUGAUCGAGUACUUGAAGGACUCAGAUGGAUCAGUUGUUGGUGAUCGGCAAGCUGAUUGGUCCGUACCUCUGCCACCACUUCUAGUUCCCAUUUCCACCAGUCAGUUUCUCCCUUUCUUUGACCAUAUUUGGUAGUACUAUUAUGAGAUAUCUUUUUCUACACCAUGGGGAAGAAUUAGGAAAUAAGUGUUGUAUGGCUGUAGCUACUGAUUACCUUUUUUAGUCUGGUUAUAGUUUUCUAUAA